Messenger RNA from Camellia sinensis, 702 nucleotides. The record is from RefSeq and is a predicted model, not a curated record. Lineage: Eukaryota; Viridiplantae; Streptophyta; Magnoliopsida; Ericales; Theaceae.
AUGGAAGAAGGGAUUCCAUUUAAGAGGGUCCACGGGACGCAUGCAUUCGAGUACCCAGGGAAGGACCCCAGGUUCAAUGAGGUAUUCAACAAGGCAAUGAUAAACCACACCACCAUAGUCAUCAACAAAAUCCUCCAAUGCUCCCCCUACAAGGGUUUUGGGCAACUCAAUCUCAAUCAUAAAAAGCUUGUUGAUGUUGGUGGUGGUCUUGGAGUCACCCUCAGCAUCAUCACCCCAAAUACAACCCAUAUUAAGGCUAUUAAUUUUGACCUCCCGCAUGUUAUCCAACAUGCCCCUCCCUAUCCCGGUGUUGAACAUGUUGCGGCAGAUAUGUUUGAAAGUGUUCCAAAAGGAGAUGCCAUAUUCAUGAAGUUGCUAAAGAAUUUCGAUGCAGCUCAUACAGCUCUACCAGACAACGGGAAGGUCAUAGUAGUGGAGGGAAUGAUUCCAGUGAUACCUGAUCCUAGCACUGCUGCAAAAAGCAUGUGCCAAAUUGAUUUGGUAAUGAUGACUCAAAUCCCAGGAGGGAAGGAGCGCACCCAAAACGAGUUUCUGGCCCUCGCAAUUGGAGCUGGAUUUACUGGCAUUUCACUCGAAUGUUUUAUCUGCAACUUCUGGGAGUUUCGCAGACAAAGCAUGUGGAACAUUGAAAAUGGAUUGUUGAGAGGAGCAACCCAAGUUAAUAAUGAUGACCCAUGUUAA